This is a messenger RNA of Belonocnema kinseyi, 2145 nucleotides long. RefSeq names its product zinc finger protein 506-like. Gene Ontology annotation, biological process: regulation of transcription by RNA polymerase II. The transcript is spliced from 4 exons. Gene Ontology annotation, molecular function: RNA polymerase II cis-regulatory region sequence-specific DNA binding; DNA-binding transcription activator activity, RNA polymerase II-specific. The record is from RefSeq and is a predicted model, not a curated record. Gene Ontology annotation, cellular component: nucleus. Bases 1 to 831 code for a protein of 276 amino acids. Lineage: Eukaryota; Metazoa; Arthropoda; Insecta; Hymenoptera; Cynipidae.
AUGGCGAGCUCGCGUCGACCAGCAGUGGAGCUCCGAUCCUUACUGAAGCCGAUGAAACUGAUCGAAUUAUUUCAUUAUGAGGAUUAUUCAGAGGUGGACAUGAAGCCAAGCGAUAAUCGAAAUAAUCAAAAGUGUUUGAAAUGCAUCGAGCUGAAACGAAACCAAAUAUCAGAGAGUGAUUCGAAGAAAAUAAGAAUAAGAUCAACAGCACACUUUUUUAAAUACCAGAGGGAAGACCAUAAUCCUCUUCUGCCUAAAGAUGAUGAGGGCGACUUUACUUGCAAAAUUGAAUACAAUAAUGACGAAACAUUGGAAAUCAAGGAAGAAAUUAUCGAAGAUUAUGAAAAUUUUUCAAAUAGAGGCUUAAGACCAAGCGAUAAUCGAAAAUAUCAAUCAAAAGUGUUCAAAAUACAUCAGUCCAAAACGAAGCCGAGAACUCCAGAUGCAAAUGUCGAAUCGGAAAAUAAAUUCAAAUGCGAAAAGUGUGCGCGAAGAUAUAGACAUAAAAAAGAUUUGACUUAUCACCAAAAAUUCGAAUGUGACGUCAUGCGACAGUUUAAUUGUAAAUUCUGUGGCAAACUAUUCAAACGAAUAAGUCACAUGAAUCGGCAUGUGGAUGUCUUGCACCGGAAAAAAAAGUUAAAGAUAUCGGAAGCAAGGCAUAAUUGCGACAAGUGUUUUCGAAGUUACGCUGCGAUGAGUUCUCUAAAUCGACAUAAACGUAUGCAGCAUGAGGGAAUUUAUCGACAAUUUAUUUGCGAUAUUUGUGACUAUAAAUCAAAUGACAAAGUUCCCUUAUUAAACCAUAUUUUAUCACGCCAUCUUAAGUAAUUUAAUUUCGUACGCGAAACUUCAAAACUUUGGAUAUUUUCCAUACUGGUUGCAAUAACUGUUUUUGCGUUAGCCUAAAUUUUUUUAUACCUAAAAUUCCUUUUUGUAAAAAUCACUGCUUAAAUAUUGAAUAGAGCAAUGAUUUUUAUGUGACGGAGCCAUAUUUAUUCGUUUUAUGAGCACUCUUUUUAGCUCUCAAAGUAGCCGUUUUAUGAUCAUAAUCGUACUGCGCACAUGCGAUUGGGCUAUCGCCCGUGUACAAUAAAAUUAGGACCGCGUCAACUUAUCUUUGUUUUAUGGAAUUUCGUGUGCACUUGUGAGUAAUUUUUAAUUAGGUCCAGUUUGAUCUUUUUACAUUAAAACAAAAUAAAUUGAAGACAUGAGAAUGACAACUAAAUAAGGACCAAAAAUUAAAUUUUACUGGGUGAACAAAAAAGAUUUUUUGUAAUAGGUUUUUAAAUAUAAAAUUGCUGAUAAAAUUGUAGAACCAUGCGUUCCCCAAAAAUUAAGAAUGUGGAAACAACAAAAAAACAUUUGUUCGGUCCAGAAGAGAAAAAACAGAACGGUCCUUUUCUAAUUUACCAUCUUCGGGACUUUUAAAUAUAUGUAUUAUAUGUAUUGUUCGAUAUAUUUCGAAAGAGGUUUCCACCGUAAUUUAAGAAUUUUCUCAAAAACAGGAGAAUGAAAACUGGCUAAUGACCAAAAAUUAAAUUAUUUCUAUACUACAUGUUAGAACAUUGAUUAAAAAUUCUAGAAAUAUGUGGCCAUUUUUCACAACAUUUAAGGGCAAACUUUUUUCUGUGUUGUACAUUUAUAUCUCUCAUAUUUUAUGCAAAAACAAUAUAUUUCAACAUCUAAUUAUUACAAAUCAAACCAAUUUUUUCUUAAUAUAAUACAUUAUUAAUUAUUUCGGUAUUAUUAUUACACCGAUAGAAUGCGUCGAGUUAAUACAUUCAUAAUAAAAAACGGGCUGCUCAGCUGAAAUGAAACCUUCCUAAUUUCUCAAUAAGAACAUUCUUAAAUAAUUAUUUCCGUAAAAGAUAUAUUUAUAACUUUCUGAAUAACUUUCUCGCUCGCAGGUUUUGCUUUAAAAUAAUUUAAUUUAAAUUUAAAGAAAAUAUAUCAUUUUUUUGUGUUUAAUUUAUAACUUUUAUGUAAACAACUGUAAAUUUAAUUUGAAAAGUCGAAGAAUCGCUGAAUAAUUGCAGCGAGUUGAAUUUGAAAAAGACACACAAAAAUUGGUUUUUCAAUAAACGAGGUUUUUUGGUACCAAUAUAAGUAGAAUCCAUUUCCUCAAUUACAAUAAGUUGACAU